Molecule: messenger RNA, 813 nt
Organism: Acanthosepion pharaonis
Lineage: Eukaryota; Metazoa; Mollusca; Cephalopoda; Sepiida; Sepiidae
Source: the annotation of a GenBank genome assembly
AUGCCGCGGCAGCAGGAAUUAAUGGACAAAGCUGAGGACGUGGUCGACCAGAUACUCAGAAGCAGUAAACAUUUUCUGCCUCAUGUUGCUCGGUUCUGUUUAAUUGGCACCUUUUUGGAGGAUGGCAUCAGAAUGUGGAAUCAAUGGAGUGAGCAACGUGAUUAUAUGAAUGCCACUUGGAAUUGCGGAGUAUUCCUGGCAUCGAUGUUUGUGCUUUUCAACCUAAUUGGACAAUUGGGGGGCUGUGUAAUGGUUCUCAGUCGACAAAGAGUACCCACAGCUUGUGGCAUUUUGUUUGGAAUUAUUUUCAUUCAGACUGUUGCAUAUAGCAUUCUAUGGGAUUUGAAGUUUUUGCUUAGAAACUUGGCUCUUGCUGGUGGUGUAUUGCUUUUAUUGGCUGAAUCCAAGGCUGAAGGUCGCAGUCUUUUUGCUGGUUUGCCCAGCCUUGGGGAAGACAACCCCAAGCAAUAUAUGCAGCUCAGUGGACGAAUCUUGCUUGUACUCAUGUUCCUCACUCUUCUUCGUUUUGACUUAAAUUUGUUUCAAAUUAUAGAGAAUCUUGUUGGCACUGGGCUCAUUCUCUUGGUUGCUGUUGGUUACAAGACCAAACUGUCAGCAAUGGUGCUAGUUGUCUGGCUGACAGCGCUGAAUCUUUAUUUCAAUGCCUGGUGGAAUAUUCCUGAUUAUCGACCAAUGAGAGACUUUCUUAAAUAUGACUUUUUCCAGACACUCUCUGUUGUCGGUGGUCUAUUACUAGUGGUAGCCUAUGGCCCUGGAGGAGUAAGCAUGGAUGAACACAAAAAAAAAUGGUAA